Molecule: messenger RNA, 14235 nt
Organism: Astyanax mexicanus (Mexican tetra)
Lineage: Eukaryota; Metazoa; Chordata; Actinopteri; Characiformes; Acestrorhamphidae
Product: titin
Exons: 43
Coding region: 241-9759 (3172 amino acids)
Source: RefSeq, a predicted model, not a curated record
GUCCCCCUGCCUAGGUCCCCUCCACCAUCUCCCCUCACUGCCCUGCACCAUGCUCACCAGCCUCGCCCUCUAAACCCCCAAAAAUCCACUUUUACACAUGAUUUAAACCGGUUUCACCUGUGGAUUACACACACGGGGGCGAACAGGAUCAGCACCAUGCCACACUGAGCGGAACCGGCCCAAGCGGACUACACCGGCUACAGGAACUACAGGACCUACAGGACCAGGGGGAUCAAUUACAUGACUGAACCCAAAUCAAGCUUGGAUGAUUUUAUUAUUAAUCUGCAAUGCAGUAUAUCCAGACUUUUGACAGGUGCAGGAGCAGAGUCCACCCCUAACGCCGCUAUGGACCCCCAGAAUAAAGAGGCCGUGCAGCCAGGCUCUCCUAAAGCCUCCAGCCAUGGUUUUAUGAGGGUUUUAAACCGUCCCGCUCAGUGGCUGCUCGUCAUCACUCUCCUCGUAUCGUGGUCAGCGGCUGCCGUCUACAUGUUCGACUUUGUGAGCGAAGAGCAGCUGGCCAAUCUUCAGGAUAUUGGUUCAGAUCCUAUAGGAGCUGUAAACAGAGCUGUUGAGGACAUUACAGAAAGGAUAGACCACAUAAAUGAUAUAUUUAAUGAUCCUCAAGAAUACAUACCGAAUGUGAUAUCUGAUCCAGUGGGUACUGUCCAACAGUGGACGGACUCUUCAGCAACGUUUCUCUCGGAAAUGCUCAAUUCUGCAGACAAGGGAGUUACGGGUUACUUUAAGCUGGGUUCUGGAGUGUUAGAUGAAGUGAAUGAUUGGGUUCGGGCUCCAGCUGUCUACCUCUUCCACACAUUUGAAGAUGUGCUGGAUUUGGUGAUUUUCCAACCUCUGGAAAUAAUCAGUGGAGCAGUUGAAUUAAUUGUAGAUCUAACAAUGACCGUCCUGAACACUGUCUCAGGCCUGUUCAGGAGUGCUGGAGAUUAUUUUAAGCUGGGUUCUGGAGCACUAGAUGAAGUGAAUGAUUGGAUUCGGGCUCCAGCCGUCUACCUCUUCCAUUUAUUUGAAGGUCUGCUGGAUUUGGUGAUUCUCCAACCUCUGGAAAUAAUCAGUGGAGCAGUUGAAUUAAUUGUAGAUCUAACAAUGACCGUCCUGAACACUGUCUCAGGCCUGUUCAGGAGUGCUGGAGCUUGGAUCCCUUCUAUCGGCCUGAGUCCAGUGGACUUAGCCAGCAGUGCUCUGGAAGGAGCUGGAAACCUCAAAAGUGCCAUCUUCACCCACAUAUCCAGCCUGUUUUCUGGAGAUGAAGGAGGCAUUUCCGACAUUAACUUCGAUCCCAUGAAAGUUGUCACAGACACUGUUGAAGAGUUUGCUGACAGGAGAGACAUGGUCCUGUCGUAUCUCUCAAAUAUCAUGAUGAAGGAUAAAGAGGAGGUGCCACACGUGAUCCGAAGGAAAGGAGAAUUUCUGCCGCCUAUGGAAAAAGUUGCAGAGGUGUUGGGCAGAACUCGUGAAGCUGCAUACCGAGAAAUGAGGAGCAGACUUUUGAAGGAAGCUGUUGCUAAACAAGAGGCGAAGGAGGCUGAUAUGAAAGAUGUGGAGGACCAAAGACAAGCAGAAGCUCCUGGAGCAAAAGCUUUAGACCAGAUAGAUUCACUUGAUGAGAUGCCUUCUGAAGAUAUUAUGGAAGAUUCUGAAGAUGAUAUUGAGGUUAUGGAUGAGGAGGAAUAUGCUACAACUGGUGAAGAUAUUAUUGAGGAGGACACUACACCUGGUGAAGAUGAUAUUGAGGAGGACACUACACCUGGUGAAGAUGAAAUUGAGGAGGACACUACACCUGGUGAAGAUGUUAUUAAUGAGGACACUACACCUGGUGAAGAUGUUAUUGAAGAGGACACUACACCUGGUGAAGAUGUUAUUGAGGUUAUGGAUAAGAAGGAAGACGCUAAACCUGGUGAAGAUGUUAUUGAGGAGGACACUACACCUGGUGAAGAUGUUAUUGAGAUUAUGGAUGAGGAGGAAGAUGCUAAACCUGGUGAAGAUGUUAUUAAAGAGGACUCUACACCUGGUGAAGAUGUUAUUAAAGAGGACACUACACCUGGUGAAGAUGUUAUUAAAGAGGACACUACACCUGGUGAAGAUGUUAUUGAAGAGGACACUACACCUGGUGAAGAUGUUAUUGAGGUUAUGGAUAAGAAGGAAGACGCUACACCUGGUGAAGAUGUUAUUGAGGAGGACACUACACCUGGUGAAGAUGUUAUUGUGAUUAUGGAUGAGGAAGAAGAUGCUAAAUUUAGUGAAGAUGCUAUCGAGAUUAUAGAUAAGAAGGAAGAUGCUAAACCUGGCGAAGAUGUUAUUAAGAUUAUGAAUAUGGAGGAAGACACUAAACUUGGUGAAGAUGAUUCUGUGGUCAUAACAGACAAAAUGAACUCAUUACUUGAUGUCAUAUCUAAAGAGGCCAUGUCCGAAACUAUUGAGGAAUUGUCUGAAGUCGUGGGUGAAGUAGGUGAAGUAAAAUUACUUGAAAUGACUGAUGUGAUUUUUGAUGAUGACACAACUGAAACUGUUGGUGUAUCUGAUGUUCUGGAUAUUCUAAAUGAAGAAGAACCAACAGAAUCAUCUGAAACCACUACAGAAACCACUGAUGGAGGCCACAGUGAAGUGAGCAAUGUAGAGGAGCUCACAUCUGAAGCUUUUAUCGAUGAUGAGGAACCAAUAAAAUCUAAUGAAACCAGUGCAGACACCACUGUUCAAGAUCAAAUCCAAAUUGUUUCUUUCCCAGAAGCCGUUCUUGAAGAAGAACCUCGUAAUGCAACUCUUAAUCUUGAUGAAACUGAGAUUAAAAGUGGUGUGUUGUUUGAGCAUCCUGUGAAAGACGACAAAGAAGCCAAUUAUGAAGACAGUAAAGAAUCAAAGGACCAAUCAAAGGCACAAGAUGGGCAGUUUGCAAUCAGGAAAGAAGAAAGCACUGAUAAAAAUAGCCAAGAUAAAUGGAUGAGAGCUUCAGAAGACACAGAAUUCAGUGUUUAUAAAGAGAACGUUGAGUUUCUGUUGGGACACUUAAAUAUUAGAACUGGCUAUGAUGAAAAUAAUAACAACAAUGAGUGUAAGAGGCGUACAAUCAAAAGUGACCAUCUACGACAAAGAGCAAUGGCCAAAGCUGAAGACAAGAAGCUUCUUGAUCAAGCAGAUGACCAAGAAGAACAUCUUCUUAAAGAGAACGCCAAAGUUCUAGAGCAAGACAGGAUUGCCAGAGAGAAGAAAGCCAGGGAGGAGGUCUUCAGAGUCCUUCAAGAACUGAGAGCAGAGAAAACAAAACAGCAGGAACGAAAAGCAAAGAAAGAGAAGAAAACAGAAAAAGAGAAAGACAAAGAAGAGUUGAAGAAGGAAAAGCCUGAAGAGGACAUAAGCAUACUGCUGAAACCUAAAGAGGCUGAACUGGUGGAAGGCGUGGUUAAUGCCACAGUCAAAGAGAUAAAGGUCAUCACAGGGAAAGCUGAACCAGUAAAGAAAGAAGCUGAAGCUCCCAAAAAGAAGGUUAAACCAGCCCCGGUAAAAGAGGCUGAGAUUUUCAAAGAAAAGGCAGAAAGUGUACCAGUUAAGAAAGAAUCUGAACCUGCUCCCAAGAAAAAGGCAAAACCUGAACUUUCUCCCAAAGAAGUGGCAAAACCUCAACUUGUCCCAAAAGAAAAAUCAAAACCUGAACCUGUCCCUAAAGAAGUGGCAGAAUCUGAAGUUGUUCCUAAAGAAAAAUCAAAACCUGAACCUGUUUCUAAAGAAACAACAAAACCAGUUCCAAAGGAAAAGGCAAACACCAAACCUGUUUCAAGAGAAAAAGAAAAACCUGAACCUGUUCCAAAAGAGAGGGCAAAACCAGAACUUGUUCCAAAAGAAAAGGAAAAGCCUGAACCUGUUCCUAAAGAGAGGGCAAAACCAGAACUUGUUUCAAAAGAAAAGAAAAAGCCUGAACCAGAUUCAAAAGAAAAGGUGGAAACUGAACUAGCUCCAAAGGAACAGGUCAAACCUGAACCGGCUCCAGAGAAAAAGGAAAAGCCUGAAUCAGUUCUAAAGGUAAAGGAAAAACCUGAACCAGCCUUCAAGGAAAAAGUCAAAACUGAACCAGCUCCAAAGGAACAGGUGAAACCUGAACCAAUUGUAAUGGAAAAGGAGAAACCUGAACCUGUUCCAAAGGAAAAGGCGAAACCUGAACCAGCUCCAAAGGAAAAGGCGAAACCUGAACCAGCUCCAAAGGAAAAGGCGAAACCUGAACCUGUUCCAAAGGUAAAGGUGAAACCUGAACCUGUUCCAAAGGAAAAGGCGAAACCUGAACCUGUUCCAAAGGAAAAGGCAAAACCUGAACCAGCUCUAAAGGAAAAGGCGAAACCUGAACCUGUUCCAAAGGUAAAGGCAAAACCGGAACCUGUUAUAAAGGAAAAGAAGAAACCUGAACUUGUUUCAAAGGAAAAGGCAAAACCUAAACCAGCUACAAAGGAAAAGGUGAAACCUGAACCUGUUACAGAGGUAAAGGCAAAACCGGAACCUAUUGCAAAGGAAAAGGUAAUAUCUGAAAAAGCUCCAAAUGACAAGGCAAAGCCUAAACCAAUUCCAAAAGAAAAGCCAAAACCUGAACUGACUCCAAAAGAAAAGACAAAACCUGAACCUGUUCCAAAAGAAAAGACAAAACCUGAACCUGUUCCUAAAGAAAAGGUAAAACCUGAACCUGUUCCUAAAGAAAAGGCAAAACCUGAACCUGUCCCUAAAGAAAAGGCAAAACCUGAACCUGUUCCAAAAGAAAAGACAAAACCUGAACCUGUUCCUAAAGAAAAGGCAAAACCUGAACCUGUUCCUAAAGAAAAGGAAAAGCCUGAACCUGUUCCGAAAGAAAAGCCAAAACCUGAACCUGUUCCAAAAGAAAAGGAAAAGCCUGAACCUGUUCCGAAAGAAAAGGUAAAACCUGAACCUGUUCCAAAAGAAAAGGAAAUGCCCGAACCUGUUCCUAAAGAAAAGGCAAAACCUGAACCUGUUCCUAAAGAAAAGGCAAAACCUGAACCUGUUCCUAAAGAAAAGGCAAAGCCUGAACCUGUUCCUAAAGAAAAGGCAAAACCUGAACCUGUUCCAAAAGAAAAGGUAAAACCUGAACCUGUUCCUAAAGAAAAGGAAAAGCCUGAACCUGUUCCUAAAGAAAAGGCAAAACCUGAACCUGUUCCAAAAGAAAAAGCAAAGCCUGAACCUGUUCCAAAAGAAAAGGCUAAACCUGAACCUGUUCCUAAAGAAAAGGAAAAGCCUGAACCUGUUCCUAAAGAAAAGGCAAAACCUGAACCUGUUCCUAAAGAAAAGGUAAAACCUGAACCUGUUCCUAAAGAAAAGGCAAAGCCUGAACCUGUUCCUAAAGAAAAGGCAAAACCUGAACCUGUUCCAAAAGAAAAGGAAAAGCAUGAACCUGUUCCUAAAGAAAAGGCAAUACCUGAACCUGUUCCAAAAGAAAAGGAAAUGCCUGAACCUGUUCCUAAAGAAAAGGCUAAACCUGAACCUGUUCCUAAAGAAAAGGCAAAACCUGAACCUGUUCCAAAAGAAAAGGAAAAGCCUGAACCUGUUCCUAAAGAAAAGGCAAAACCUGAACCUGUUCCAAAAGAAAAGGCAAAGCCUGAACCUGUUCCUAAAGAAAAGGCAAAACCUGAACCUGUUCCUAAAGAAAAGGCAAAGCCUGAACCUGUUCCUAAAGAAAAGGUAAAACCUGAACCUGUUCCUAAAGAAAAGGAAAAGCAUGAACCUGUUCCUAAAGAAAAGGCAAAACCUGAACCUGUUCCAAAAGAAAAGGCAAAGCCUGAACCUGUUCCUAAAGAAAAGGCAAAGCCUGAACCUGUUCCUAAAGAAAAGGCAAAACCUGAACCUGUUCCAAAAGAAAAGGCAAAACCUGAACCUGUUCCAAAAGAAAAGGCAAAGCCUGAACCUGUUCCCAAAGAAAAGGAAAAGCCUAAACCAGCUCCUAAGGAAAAACCUGAACCUGUUCCCAAAGAAAAGGAAAAGCCUGAACCUGUUCCAAAAGAAAAGGCAAAGCCUGAACCUGUUCCAAAGGAAAAGCCUGAACCUGUUCCUAAAGAAAAGGAAAAGCCUGAACCUGUUCCUAAAGAAAAGGAAAAGCCUGAACCUGUUCCAAAAGAAAAGGCAAAACCUGAACCUGUUCCUAAAGAAAAGGCUAAACCUGAACCUGUUCCUAAAGAAAAGGAAAAGCCUGAACCUGUUCCAAAAGAAAAGGCUAAACCUGAACCUGUUCCAAAGGAAAAGGAAAAGCCUAAACCAGCUCCUAAGGCUAAACCUGUACCUGUUCCUAAAGAAAAGGCAAAACCUGAACCGGCUCCAAAAGAAAAGGAAAAGCCUGAAUCUGUUCCUAAAGAAAAGGAAAAGCCUGAACCUGUUCCUAAAGAAAAGGCAAAACCUGAACCUGUUCCAAAAGAAAAGGCAAAACCUGAACCUGUUCCUAAAGAAAAGGCAAAACCUGAACCUGUUCCUAUAGAAAAGGCGAAACCUGAACCUGUUCCUAAAGAAAAGGCAAAAGCUGAGCCAAAGCAAGAACCUGAACCAGUGGUAAAGGAAAAGGUAAAGCCUGAACCUCUUCCUAAAGAAAAGGUGAAACCUGAAACAGUUGUAAAGGAAAAAGCAAAACCUGAACCUGUGCCAAAGGAAAAGGCAAAAUCUGAACCUGUUCCUAAAGAGAAGGCCAAACCUGAACCAGUUGUAAAGGAAAAGGCAAAACCAGAACCAACUCCUAAGGAAAAAGCUAAACCUGAGCCAGCUGUAAAGGAAAAGGCAAAACCUGAACCAGUACCAAAGGAAAAGGCAAAACCUGAACCAGUGGUAAAGGCAAAAGCAAAACCUGAACCAGUUCCCAAAGAGAAGGCCAAACCUGAACCAGCUGUAAAGGAAAAGGCAAAACCCAAGCCAGUUAUAAAGGAAAAGGCAAAACUUGAACCAGUGGUAAAGGCAAAGGCAAAACCUGAACUACUUCCUAAAGAGAAGGCUAAACCUGAACCAGCUGUAAAGGCAAAAGCAAAACCUGAACCAGAGGCUAAACCUGAACCAGCUGUAAAGGAAAAAGCAAAACCUGAACCUGUUCCCAAAGAGAAGGCCAAACCUGAACCAGCUGUAAAGGCAAAAGCAAAACCUGAACCAGAGGUAAAGGCAAAACCUGAACCUGUUCCCAAAGAGAAGGCCAAACCUGAACCAGCUGUAAAGGAAAAGGCAAAACCUGAACCUGUUCCCAAAGAAAAGGUCAAACCUGAACCUGUUCCCAAAGAAAAGGCCAAACCUGAACCUGUUCCCAAAGAAAAGGCCAAAUCUGAACCUGUUCCCAAAGAGAAGGCCAAACCUGAACCAGCUGUAAAGGAAAAGGCAAAACCUGAACCUGUUCCCAAAGAAAAGGUCAAACCUGAACCUGUUCCCAAAGAAAAGGCCAAACCUGAACCUGUUCCCAAAGAAAAGGCGAAACCUGAACCUGUUCCCAAAGAAAAGGCAAAACCUGAACCAGUUGUAAAAGAAAAGGCUAAACCUGAACCUGUUCCCAAAGAGAAGGCCAAACCUGAACCAGCUGUAAAGGAAAAGGCAAAACCUGAACCUGUUCCCAAAGAAAAGGUCAAACCUGAACCUGUUCCCAAAGAAAAGGCAAAACCUGAACCAGUUGUAAAAGAAAAGGCUAAACCUGAACCAGUUGUAAAGGAAAAGGCAAAACCUGAACCUGUGCCAAAGGAAAAGGCGAAACCUGAACCUGUGCCAAAGGAAAAGGUGAAACCUGAACCUGUGAUAAAGGAAAAGGUGAAACGUGAACCUGUGCCAAAGGAAAAGGUGAAACCUGAACCUGUGCCAAAGGAAAAGGCGAAACCUGAACCUGUGCCAAAGGAAAAGGCGAAACCUGAACCUGUGCCAAAGGAAAAGGUGAAACCUGUGCCAAAGGAAAAGGUGAAGCCUGAACCUGUGCCAAAGGAAAAGGUGAAACCUGAACCUGUGCCAAAGGAAAAGGUGAAACCUGAACCUGUGCCAAAGGAAAAGGUGAAACCUGAAUCUGCGCCAAAGGAAAAGGUGAAGCCUGAACCUGUGCCAAAGGAAAAGGCGAAACCUGAACCUGUGCCAAAGGAAAAGGCGAAACCUGAACCUGUGCCAAAGGAAAAGGCGAAACCUGAACCUGUGCCAAAGGAAAAGGUGAAACCUGAACCUGUGCCAAAGGAAAAGCUGAAGCCUGAACCUGUGUCAAAGGAAAAGGUGAAGCCUGAACCUGGGCCAAAGGAAAAGGUGAAGCCUGAACCUGGGCCAAAGGAAAAGGUGAAACCUGAACCUGUGCCAAAGGAAAAGGUGAAGCCUGAACCUGUGCCAAAGGAAAAGGUGAAACCUGAACCUGUUCCAAAGGAAAAGGUGAAACCUGAACCUGUGCCAAAGGAAAAGGUGAAACCUGAACCUGUGCCAAAGGAAAAGGUGAAGCCUGAACCUGUGCCAAAGGAAAAGGUGAAACCUGAACCUGUUCCAAAGGAAAAGGUGAAACCUGAACCUGUGCCAAAGGAAAAGGUGAAGCCUGAACCUGUGCCAAAGGAAAAGGUGAAGCCUGAACCUGGGCCAAAGGAAAAGGUGAAACCUGAACCUGUGCCAAAGGAAAAGGUGAAACCUGAAUCUGCGCCAAAGGAAAAGGUAAAGCCUGAACCUGUGCCAAAGGAAAAGGCGAAACCUGAACCUGUGCCAAAGGAAAAGGUGAAACCUGAACCUGUUCUAAAGGCGAAGCCGAAACCUGAACCUGUGCCAAAGGAAAAGGUGAAGCCUGAACCUGUGCCAAAGGAAAAGGUGAAGCCUGAACCUGUGCCAAAGGAAAAGGUGAAACCUGAACCUGUGCCAAAGGAAAAGGUGAAACCUGAACCUGUUCCAAAGGAAAAGGUGAAGCCUGAACCUGUGCCAAAGGAAAAGGUGAAGCCUGAACCUGUGCCAAAGGAAAAGGUGAAACCUGAACCUGUGCCAAAGGAAAAGGUGAAACCUGAACCUGUGCCAAAGGAAAAGGUGAAACCUGAACCUGUUCUAAAGGCGAAGCCGAAACCUGAACCAGCUCCAAAGAAAGAACCUGAACCUGCUCCAAAAGAAAAGGCAAAACCUGAACCUACACCAAAGAAAGAGCCAAAGGUUGCCAAAGAAGCACCGAUCCCUGUAGUGCAUCCCGCCCCCAAAGAUUUGGGUGUGGAGCUAGAGCUGCUGAAAGCCAUCAACCAAAAACUGUCUAUCCUGGAUCUGCUGAGGAAAGAUAUCGGUGAAAUAAGGUCUGACCUGGAGGUCACACAGAGCCAGAUCGAUCAGUUAAAGAUGGACAAUAGAACCAUCAAAGAGCCCCAGGAGAUCAAAGAGAAAGCGACAAAGAAAGGACCCGCUCCUUUGAAAGAGAAGCUUAAAGUCUCCACUGUAGUAAAAGGACGCGAGGCUCUGAAAAACAUCACUAAAGCAGCGGCUGUGAAGAAAGAACGACCUCUGAGAAAUGUCACCAAACCAGCCGUAUCCAAGAAAGAAGAGGUUCCAAAGGAAAAGAUCAAACCAGAACCUAAGAAGAAAGAAAUCAUAAAAGAAGAAGUCACUCUAGAACCAGAGGCAGUCAAAGAGGAAGAAAAACCCACAGAAAAGGUCGUGACCAAAGAGAAGGAAGUAAAAGAAGAACCUGUGGUGAUCAAGGAGGAACCAGUGGAAGAAGAAGAAGACGUGCCGUACUUCCAGUGUUUCUACGUGGACGAAUACGAUAUGCAGUAUCCCUUCUUCCCUUUCUCUCCUCCCUAUUUAUGACUGCCGCUGCCCAACUGAACACACUGAGCGACAGCGACAGCUACCGCUUCACCUGGUGGCAUCAUCUGCUGCUGCCAUGGCGGUGUCUGGUCCUCUAUCUCCACGUGACGGAGUGGAGUGUUGAGGAAAGUUAAUUUUAACCCCUGAGACGAGCUUUCACACACAGAGCACAAGAAACCUGAUUCCUUUCCCUCUUAAAUAGCCAGUGUUUGAGUAUGUUUAGUGUCCUGAAGGCCUCGAGCCUCGUGUAGAGUUCCUCACAGGGUUCAGGUGCAUUCAGAGCUUCUCCCUGGAGCUUUUAAACCAGUGCCCUCGCUCCGGGAACAUCUACAGUUUCUGCUGAGGUAAAAUUUCCUUUUGUUUAUAUUGUGUCCUGUAUGUUUUAAAGCUGUGUGUCCAAAAAGGAAAGGAAACUAACAGUGUGUAUGUGUUUCCAUGAAAGCUCUGACAGGUUUAAGACAAGGUUUCAACAACAAAGCCAAGGUUUUACGCAACGACCAAUAACCUUCAACCUUCAAAGUUCCUCAUUUUGAUAGAGUGCUUAAUCUCAAAGCGCUCCACUGUUUUCUAUCAAAAUCUAGAAACAAAAUGAUGGUUAAAAAGGAGUUUCCUAUAUAAUCCUUUUAUAAUCCUUGAUUUUAUGGAUUAUGUAGUCGAAUAUGUGACAAAAACCAGUGGUAAUAUUCUUUUAGGCUCCACUGUAAACUCAAUGAAGGCAGUCUGAGACACUAGUCUCACUGUCCGAUAACCUUGAUUCGUAAGUUCCUCAUUUUGAUAGGGUGCUUAAUCUCAAAGCACCUCACUGUUUUCUAUCAAAAUCUAGUAUCAAAAUGAUGGUUUAAAAGGAGUUUCCUAUAUAAUCCUUGAUUUAAAGAAUUAUGUAGUCGAAUAUGUGACAAAAAACAGUGGUAAUAUUGUCAGAAUUAAAUUCGUGAGCUGUUCACGUUGCUCUUCAAAGCCUUCAAACACCCUUUAAAUAGGGUCACGGCACCACUUGAAGAUGCUAAAACUGAACAUUGCUCCAAUAAUCUUAGUGUUAGUGUCAAUUUAUGUGUAUUUUUGUUCAACAAAUACCAAAAAUGAUAUAUAUUAGCAUAGACAGUGAUGAAAAAAAUGCAAUGUCUCUCAAAAAUGCACUGUAAACUCAAUGAAGGCAGUCUGAGACACACAUCUCAAUGACCCAUAACCUUGCUUCAUAAGUUCCUUAUUUUGAUAGAGUGCUGAACCUCAAAGUGCUCCACUGUUUUCUAUCAAAAUGAUGGUUUAAAAGGAGUUUCCUGCAUAAUCCUUUUAAAACAGAUGUUGUAUCAGUGAUGUAAUGGAUUAUGUAGUCGAAUAUGUGACAAAAACCAGUGAUAAUAUUGUAAAAAUGAAAUUAGUGAGCUGUUCACGUUGCUCUUCAAAGCCUUCAAAACCCCUUUAAAAAGGGUCACGGUACCAUUUGAAGAUGCUAAAACUGAACAUUGCUCCUAUUGCUCCAAUAUUCUUAGUGUUAUUCUCAAUUUAUGUGUAUUUUUUCUUCAAUAAAUGCCAAAAACUAUAUAUAAACAUGAACAGCAAUGUCCAAAAGAUGCAACAUCUCUCAAAAAUCCUUUACGCUCCACUGUAAACUCAAUGAAGGCAGUCUGAGACUCUAGUGCUCCACUGUUUUCUAUCAAAAUGAUGGUUUAAAAGGAGUUUCCUGCAUAAUCCUUUUAAAAAAGAUGUUGUAUCAGUGAUUUAAUGGAUUAAUUAGUCGAAUAUAUGAAAAAAUACAGUGGUAAUAUUGUAAGAAGGAAAUUAGUGAGCUGUUCAUGUUGAUCUUCAAAGCCUUCAAACACUCUUUAAAGAGGGUCACGGCACCACUUGAAGAUGCUAAAACUGAACGUUGCUCCAAUAAUCUCAAUUUUAGAAUCAAUUUAUAUAUGUUUUGGUCAAUACAUACCAAAAACUCUCUUUAUACGCGUGGACAGUGACUUUUCAAAGGUGCAACGUCUCUCAAAAAGGAAGCCACCACUGGUUUAGCACCUCUGAAGCGCAGUAGCUUCGGUUUGUCACAGCGGUUAAUAGAGUAAACAGAGCUGAGUGAUGGUAAUGUAAUUUGUUUUAUUUGAGGGAAAUGGAAAUGUUUUGGUGAUAAAAACAUGUACUGCUCUUUUACUUUUGGGAAAUUAAUUACAUUAACUGGACAAACCUGAUCAAAUAUGCUGUGCUUCUGAUUCUUUAGGCUACACUGUAAACUCAAUGAAGGCAGUCUGAGACGCUAGUGAAGGUGAUUGAAACCACAGAGUCCAUGUUCAUAUAUAGUCAUUGGUUUGAACGUAUCAGCACAGCCAAAGACUGAUGUUUAUGAGGAAUGAGGGCGUGGCCAGAACAAGACUCCCAUCAGUUUGAGUCUAAGGUCUUAACCUAUCAUUGAUUUCUUCAACCCUGCAUUGACCAAACUAUCGUUUUAAUAUUUAAUCUGAAGUGAAAGGCGAUAGCAGUGAAGGAGGAACAUAGAGGUAAAGAUGUAAUGAAGUGAUAAGGUGAUGUGCAUCUCUACGUUUUUUUGUUUUUUUUUUGCAGAAAUGAAUACCUGUUCUAAAUAAAUACCAGUUGCAAAGGUAACUGAGCCCUUUGGAAUUACCUGAAUUUAUUCCUAUUAGUUCAUUACUAAAAAAUAAAUCCUUAAAAAAUCUUAUAAUUAACAAUUAUAGGUGAACACAAUCUAACUACACUGUAUUUCCAUGCUUUGUAUUGAGUGCAUUGUGAAAACUAAGUAAAUAUCCACAUUGCAGGCUAGAAAAAGUAAGUGAAUCUUUUAAUUCAUUAACCUGUAGACUCUCUGGCAAUGUUUUCUGAUUUUCACAAUGUAAUCAGUGUAGAAAUUCAAAUAAUUACAAAGGGUCUAAUUACUUUUAUUGCAGCUAUAUACAUAUGUUAUGGUACAUACAUAUAUAUUAUAUUAUAUAUAUUAUUGUAUAAAUAUGACAUUUCAUAAUUAUUAUUAUGACAUACAGUAAGAGUCAAACGCUUGGACAUAGUGAAGUGAUCUAUCCGAUUAUGAAGGAACACAUAAGGAAUCAUGUAGUAACUUAAAAACAGUGUUAAACAAACCAAAAUACUCUGUGAAGAAGCUUUUAGAUGCUCUUAUCUAAGGAGCUGUUUGUUAACUUUUGGUUUCUGAGGCUGGUAACUCUGAUUAACUUAUCCUGUACAACAGAGCAAACUCUUGCUCUUCCUUUCCUGGGGUGGUCCUGAUGAGUGCCGGUUUCAUCACUUGACGAUACUUUCAAAGUUCUUGCUAUAAUAUGGAUUAGAACAUUACUCACAUUGUCUAAUACUUUGACUGGUACUGUGUGUUUAUGGUGAUUUAUAAUAAUGGCAUAUAAUAAUUAUUAAUUGACAGAUCUGAUAAGAGAUUUGUUUUGGUUUUUUUUGGGGUUUUUUUUAUUAUUUUUAUUUAUUUUGCUAUUUUUUGGGGAAAAGAACUGGCAGACAGUGCAGGUCUGGAAUUAGACGCAGUGAUGUUUUAUAAUAUACAGUAAUGAAUGUCAUGUUCACUUUAAUGCAGUGUUUUUUUUUUUCAGCAUGAACCAAAGAAAACUGUUCCAGCAGAGAAAAACACGCUUUAAUGCUUUAAACUACCUGGGAUUUGUCAGCAUUUCCCUUUUAGCGUGUACUGUUUACACGACUCAGUCAAGAAAGUCACAUUUAGUGGCUUAACUGAUCAUUUAUUGCUCAUAAACGUUGAAUAUUUACACAGAUCGAGUGAAACAGGAAGGAACUGAUCUAAUGGAAAGUAUCAGUGUUUAUUUAAAAUGAGCUGAAGAUUGCGUAACACACUUGAAAGUGGGAGAUAGUUGAGAAUUAUUAGAAUUAAAGGCCGUAACGGUGUUUUAUACAGAUCCAGCUGCAGAUCUGGACACACACUGUUUAAUAAACUGGCCUGUUUAUGGAGAACAUAUUGAACAGAAAUGCAUGAGAGGUGUUUUAAAGCUGCUUAUGAAAUGUAAUAGUUUUGUGUAAAUCUGUAGUUUAAUGCAUCUGAGCUCAUAGACUGAGUGUUAAAACUGUUUAGAGUGUAAAAUGACAGAGAGAAAGGCUUAAAAACAGUUAAUUUAAUUGUAAAAAAAUAACAAUUAUUCUUUAAUUCUGGUCUGACAUCUUUAUUGUUCAGAAUUUUAAUACAGAAUACGUCCCUAAAGGAUUUAAGUGUAAUAAGUUGUUAAAUAAUGUACUGAUUUUAAUCAAUAUAAUUUUUGUCAUGUAUAAAAAUGGCUAAAGUUUUGAGUUGGACACAUUUUGGACAGUUUGAUCAUUCUAUCAUGUAUAGAAUGAUCAUGUAAACCAUUGAUAGAGUUGAUAUAUUGAGUAUUUGACUCCAUUUACAUCUUCAGAAUCCUGAUUGCAAUAUAUUGUCUAUAAUUUGCAUAUAGAGCUUUUACAGCCCUGAAACUGUAAUAAACUGUAAAUUCUGCUUGAUGUCUGCCUUCAAUAAAUAUGCAAAUGAUA